This is a messenger RNA of Cucurbita maxima (winter squash), 3022 nucleotides long. RefSeq names its product malate synthase, glyoxysomal. The transcript has 5 exons. Gene Ontology annotation, biological process: glyoxylate cycle. Gene Ontology annotation, molecular function: malate synthase activity. NCBI's taxonomy places the organism in Eukaryota, Viridiplantae, Streptophyta, Magnoliopsida, Cucurbitales, Cucurbitaceae. The coding region runs from base 1080 to 2783 and encodes 567 amino acids. Gene Ontology annotation, cellular component: cytoplasm. The record is from RefSeq and is a predicted model, not a curated record.
GUCCACUUCCAUGGCGGAUCGGAAUCCGAACUUCCAACGCCGCCCAUUUCAUUCAUCUUCGACGCGGUUUCUGUCCUCAAACAAAGAUUUCCCACUGCCUCCGACCACCACUCCCACUUCCAACCAAUAUCUCAGCCUCACGCCCUUUCUCUCCUCCAAUCAUCCUCUCCCCUGCAAACGCCACCGUUCUAUGUCAAAUUUGAAUCCACUCGGCGUCCGCAUUUCUCCAGCUAACCCUACUAGUUAUCAAUUGGAGAUUGCUCACCAGGCGAACGUCUUAUCUCCCUAGAUUCUCCGAAGUUUAUCUCUAUUAUGACUGAAAAUUUGAUCGGAUGGAGAAGGCGAUGGUGUUGCCGAUGUCGAAAUCAAUCAAUCCGAUAGGCAAUACCGUGAUGUUGAUGCAGAGAUUCGAAUCCGAGUGGAGAAGUGGAACGUGUCGUACAUUUCAGUUCCUCCGCCGUUCGUGGUGGCGUUGGCUAAUUCGGAGUUGGCGGCGAAGUACGUCCCAAGUUUUCUUCCAAUUUAGGGUUGCGGCAUUGCUGCUCUUGGGGAAGAAGGUCGAGAAAUUCCAUGAGAAGUUGCCCUAAAUUAUACUGAUUAAAUCUUCUGUUCGGUUGAUUUGGUAUAUGGAUUGAAAGAGUGUACAGCAGUAACACAGGCUUUAGGGCGUGAGGAAAGCAAGAACAUAAAGAAGAUCCUUGGGUUGGAACUUCAUCUGUUUACCUCAGUUAUUAUAAAUUCAAAUUCGCCGCCAAAAAUCGAAAUUCUACCACGUGGAGAUGACCACAAUCCGCCAUAUCAUCUUCUUCAAUUACUCAACUGCAGUUCCCAAUGUUGGCACGGAACUCGAUAAAUGGUAGAUUGUUGUUAUCUUUCUUGCGUCAGACGCCAUUAUCUUAUCCUGCGUUGGAAUACGCCAUGAAUCUCCAUAACGAUAAUCCUCAACGAUCCUAUCCCACCCGGAAAGUCCUAGAGAAUUGUGCUGCAUAUAAAUACACAGCACCUAAGCUCUACGAAGGCACCGAAUAAGCUUUAAUUGUAGGAGGAGGAGGAGGAGGAGGAGGAAGAGGAAGAAGAAAAUGGGAUCGCUGGGAAUGUAUUCUGAAUCGGCAGUAAGGAAGAAAAGUAGCCGAGGCUACGAUGUUCCAGAGGGAGUGGACAUUCGGGGACGUUAUGAUGAAGAAUUUGCCAGGAUUCUCAACAAGGAAGCCUUGCUGUUUGUGGCUGAUUUACAGAGGACUUUCAGAAACCACAUAAGGUAUUCGAUGGAAUGCCGCAGAGAAGCCAAAAGGAGGUACAAUGAAGGGGCGGUGCCGGGGUUUGAUCCGGCGACCAAGUAUAUAAGGGAAUCUGAGUGGACAUGUGCAUCAGUCCCCCCGGCAGUUGCUGAUCGGAGAGUGGAGAUCACCGGACCUGUGGAGCGGAAGAUGAUCAUCAACGCACUCAAUUCUGGAGCUAAAGUUUUCAUGGCGGACUUUGAAGAUGCACUAUCACCAAACUGGGAGAAUUUGAUGAGGGGGCAAAUUAAUCUGAAGGAUGCAGUUGAUGGGACUAUAAGCUUCCAUGACAAAGCUAGAAACAAGGUUUAUAAACUGAACGAUCAGACAGCCAAGCUCUUUGUUCGCCCUCGAGGUUGGCACUUGCCUGAGGCUCAUAUCUUCAUCGACGGCGAGCCUGCCACCGGCUGUCUUGUGGACUUCGGGCUCUACUUUUUUCACAACCAUGCCAAUUUCCGGCGCUCUCAAGGUCAAGGUUCUGGCCCUUUCUUUUACCUUCCCAAAAUGGAGCACUCCAGGGAAGCAAAAAUAUGGAACAGUGUAUUUGAGAGAGCAGAGAAGAUGGCAGGGAUAGAGAGGGGCAGCAUCAGGGCCACUGUGCUGAUUGAAACACUUCCAGCAGUGUUUCAAAUGGAUGAAAUACUCUAUGAGCUGAGGGAUCAUUCUGUGGGAUUGAACUGUGGUAGAUGGGAUUACAUAUUCAGCUAUGUCAAGACCUUCCAGGCUCACCUAGAUCGCCUGUUACCCGACCGAGUCCAAGUCGGUAUGGCACAACAUUUCAUGAGGAGUUAUUCUGAUCUCCUUAUCAGGACUUGUCACAGGCGUGGUGUGCACGCCAUGGGAGGCAUGGCUGCUCAAAUUCCAAUUAGAGACGACCCGAAGGCAAAUGAGAUGGCACUUGAGCUAGUGAGGAAGGACAAAUUGAGAGAGGCAAAGGCAGGACAUGAUGGAACAUGGGCAGCACAUCCAGGAUUAAUCCCAGCAUGUAUGGAAGUCUUCACCAACAGCAUGGGAAAUGCCCCCAAUCAGAUCCGAUCUGCAAGACGAGACGAUGCUGCAAACCUAACUGAAGACGACCUCUUGCAGCAACCGAGGGGUGUUCGUACAUUGGAAGGGCUCCGGUUGAACACCCGAGUCGGAAUUCAGUACCUAGCAGCAUGGCUAACCGGGACAGGCUCUGUGCCUCUCUACAACCUUAUGGAAGAUGCAGCCACAGCUGAAAUCAGCAGGGUUCAAAACUGGCAAUGGCUGAAGUAUGGAGUGGAAUUGGAUGGAGAUGGGCUUGGAGUGAGAGUGAACAAGGAACUGUUCGCAAGAGUGGUGGAAGAAGAAAUGGAAAGGAUUGAAAGAGAAGUGGGGAAGGAGAAAUUCAGGAAGGGAAUGUACAAAGAGGCUUGCAAGAUGUUCACAAGGCAAUGCACAGCGCCAACCUUGGAUGAUUUUCUGACCUUGGAUGCGUACAACCACAUAGUCAUACAUCAUCCCAGGGAGCUGUCCAGGCUCUGAAAACCGCACCAAAUUGGCCUUCUUUCGACAGGUAAGAGUUCUUUUGCUUCCCUUCUCUUCUCUUUUCUUCUCUUCCUUGUUGCUGAGAAUAACGUAUUUGUAUUGUAAUUUAAGACUCUGUUUGUUUGUCCGUUUCUUUUUUUAAGCUGUUUGUGUCGGUUAUGUCAAGAAAUUCAGCAAUUGCAAGCAAAUUGGAACUCUCUCCAUGAACCUAUAUUUUGGCUGUUGCUUGUUUGACU